UGGCCCUUUGCGGUAUGGGGACACAGUGAGAAACAGCUGCCUGUGAAUCAGGAAGUAGAGAAGAUGGCCGCCUAUGAACCAGGAAGUGGAGAAGAUGGCCGUCUGUGACCCAAGAAGUGGAGAAGAUGGCCGUCUGUGACCCAGGAAGUGGGGAAGAUGGCCGCCUGUGAUCCAGGAAGUGGAGAAGAUGGCCGCCUGUGACCCAGGAAGUGGAGAAGAUGGCCGCCUGUGACCCAGGAAGUGGGGAAGAUGGCCGCCUAUGACUCAGGAAGUGGAGAUGACCACCUGUGACCCAGGAAGUGGAGAAGAUGGCCGCCUGUGAUCCAGGAAGUGGGCAAGAUGGCUGCCUGUGAACCAGGAAGUGGGGAAGAUGGCCGCCUGUGACCCAGGGAGUGGGCCCUCACCUAACACCAAAUCUGCCUGGGCCUUGACCUUGGACUUGACCUUGGACUUGCCAGCCUCCAGAAGUGAGAAAUGCAUGUCUGUUGUUCCUUAUCCUCAGGCCACACAUUUUGUCACUGCAGCGCAGAUGGAGGAAGACAGAACAAGUGCAGUAGGCUCUCCUGCGAGUUUCUUCAAUUUUGACCACUUUCAGAUUCUGCGCGCUAUUGGCAAAGGCAGUUUUGGGAAGGUGUGCAUCGUGCAGAAGCGGGACACGAAGAAGAUGUACGCCAUGAAGUACAUGAACAAGCAGCAGUGCAUCGAGCGGGACGAGGUUCGCAACGUCUUCCGGGAGCUGCAGAUCCUGCAGGGGCUCGAGCACCCUUUCCUGGUCAACCUGUGGUACUCCUUCCAGGAUGAGGAAGACAUGUUCAUGGUGGUGGACCUGCUGCUGGGGGGCGACCUGCGCUACCACCUGCAGCAGAGCGUCCAUUUCACAGAGGCGGCGGUCAAGCUGUACAUCUGCGAGCUGGCCCUGGCCCUGGAGUACCUGCAGCGCUACCGCAUCAUCCACAGGGACAUCAAGCCAGACAACAUCCUGCUGGACGAGCGUGGUCACGUUCACAUCACCGACUUCAACAUCGCCACGGUCGUCAAAGGGGCGGAGAAGGCUUCCUCCAUGGCCGGCACCAAGCCCUACAUGGCCCCGGAGGUUUUCCAGGUGUACGUGGACGGAGGCCCUGGGUACUCGUACCCGGUCGACUGGUGGUCCCUGGGCGUCACAGCCUACGAGCUGCUGCGGGGCUGGCGGCCCUUUGAGAUCCACUCGGCCACGCCCAUCGAUGAGAUUCUGCACAUGUUCAAGGUGGAACGCGUCCACUACUCGUCCACGUGGUGCAAGGGGAUGGUGGCCCUGCUGAAGAAGCUCCUGACCAGGGACCCCGAGAGCCGCCUCUCCAGCCUCAGUGCCAUCCAGAGCGCCCCCUACCUGGCCGACGUGAACUGGGACGCCGUGUUCGAAAAGGCGCUGAUGCCCGGCUUUGUGCCCAACAAAGGGAGGCUGAACUGCGACCCCACGUUUGAACUUGAGGAAAUGAUCCUGGAGUCAAAGCCGCUCCACAAGAAGAAGAAGAGGCUGGCCAAGCACAGGUCCAAAGACGGCACGAAGGACGGCUGUCCCCUGAACGGGCACCUGCAGCAGUGCUUGGAGACGGUGCGGAAGGAAUUCAUCAUCUUCAACAGAGAGAAGCUCAGGAGGCAGCAAGGGCAGGGCGGCCAGCUCCUGGACACAGAAGGCCGGACGGGCAGCCAGGCCCAGGGCAAGCUCCCAGACGCUUGCAACAACCACAUCCUGGCUCACGCCUGUCCCCGCAGCUGCAGCAGCUAAGCCCCGGCUGCAGCUGCCCCGCGGGAUGGCACCGUCUCCGCCCUGACCCCCAGAGCCCCUCUCUGUGCCCUGACGGCCCCUGCCUCGCCCCUGGAAGCACCAGAUGCAGAAAGACCCCGGAGUCGGAGCUGGGAAGCCUGGGUUCUGGUUGCAGCUCUCUGCCGAUUUGCGGUGUGAGCCGGGACAAGCCACGCCCUCUCCGAGCCUCAGUUGUCUUCUGCCGAGGGGCUGGGCAGCUCUCCGCCCCACUUGGUUCUUGUGGGGACUUGUACUUGGGAGACUUUGCAGACCCUGGGUGGCAGACUGGCAAAACCUUGGCGUUUCUAAGAUCGUUUGCAGCUGCAAAUCACAACCCUGGUAUCAGACCAUCACAGCUGCAGCUCCGCCCGCCCUAGCUUACUAGAUGGCACUUUCCAAAAAUGCAGCCCCCGGGGCCAAAGAGAGGUCUCAGGUGUUUGCGCCUCCUGCAGAAAUCCUUCUAGAUCCCGCGCGAACCUGAGGUGUGUGCGCCCUUCGCUUUCUGAUCGUCCUGGGAGACUCAGCCUGCAGACCAGCCUGGCUCCCUGAGUCUCAGUGCUGCAAACACUCCCCUUUCAUUCCCAGACCCCUCCCCACCCUUCAUCCCAGGGGUCUACCCAUCCCACCAGUGCUGGAUGGCACAGAAGUGCCCGUUCAGCAGAGGGUCGGCUGCUGACUGCUGGUUACCCCACAGACACCAGCUGAGCCCCCUCCCCUGCCCCAGCCCCGCCCUGCAGCAGGACCCUGGCCUCCAGGGGCUCCCCCGGGCCGGGGAGGUGGGGGAAGGGCAUGAUCCUGGCCAGUCCCUCCUCCAACACAAGGGUUGGAGGCAAACCACCUGUUCAGGGAACGGCUUGCCUGGAGCAGCAGGUGGGUUCUAGCCUUGGUGUCGGGCUUGUGGGCAGAACCCACGCCUAACAUCUGCAGCCCAGGGACCUUGGGCAGGUCACAUGGUCACGCCGAGGGUGGCCUCCUCACCCUCACCUUCCGGGGGGCAGUUCAGUGACAGUCCUGCCUGUCGCAUGCCUGGCUCCUUGGCUGACCCCGCUGGUGGCCGUUGUGUCACCAUCGUCACUUUCUCGUGGGGUGAGACUCGUGUUUAGGGCCCUUAAGUUUUCUCUCUUAAGGCUUUUGUACUUAUUUAUUUUGUCAGAAGCAGACAAACAGAAAGAUCUCCCAUUCACUGGCUUCCUUUCCAAACUUGGCCUUCAAUGGCCAAGGCCGAAGUCGGGAGCCAAAAACUCAGUGCAGGUCUCCCACAUGGGUGGCAGGGACCCAGCCCGUCAGGUGUGCAUUAGCAGGAAGCUGGUGUUGGGAGCCGGAGCUGGCACUGAGCCCAGGCACUGCACUGGGGGACGGCGGGACUCACCGUUCCGCCAGACGCCCCUUCCCAGAGUCUCUGACAUGUGUGUGAGUCCUGCUAGAGUUCAGUGUGCUUCCGUUUGCUCCACCCUCCUUCCGUUUUCCGCUCAGUACAUCCUCGGGGCUGUCCGUGUUGUCUGAGAUUUCUUUUCUUUUUUUUUUUUUAACUUUUAUUUAAUGAAUAUAAAUUUUGUCUCUGAGAUUUCUUACGAGACCUUUCUAUGUUCUGUGACAUUUUAUAUUUUUGUUUUUUAAAAAAAAGAAUCAGUCGUAGUUCCCGUCCGUCAAGCCCCCGCUGUUUGUGGAUUGUGUCACCCGCGCGUUGGUCUGCAUGUGUCUGCACAGCUCUGUGCUGUCCCGGCCAGGAACUGCCAGGCUCGUUCCUACGGCCCCAGGCUGCGUCCCCGGGGGAGCGGGAGCGAAGUGGCCCUGGAGGCACCGCACUUCCUGGCUCUGUCAGUCCGCGUUCCUUGUUCAGAAUAAACUAUUUCUUGGAAAUUC
Messenger RNA from Oryctolagus cuniculus (rabbit), 3649 nucleotides. NCBI's taxonomy places the organism in Eukaryota, Metazoa, Chordata, Mammalia, Lagomorpha, Leporidae. The record is from RefSeq and is a predicted model, not a curated record.